Molecule: messenger RNA, 1854 nt
Organism: Microthlaspi erraticum
Lineage: Eukaryota; Viridiplantae; Streptophyta; Magnoliopsida; Brassicales; Brassicaceae
Source: the annotation of a GenBank genome assembly
AUGGGGCGCUUUAGCUGGUUAACGGAGGGUUCGAGUAGCUCUGACCAGCUGGCUACUCGAAGCUCUGCUAGGGUAGUCAGUAAGGACGAAGAAGAUGUGAGUUCUCAUACCAGUCGAGAUAUAAGCUAUGGAAUACCGAGCAGAUGCUACUGCGGUUUGUUAACUCCGCUGAAAAUGAUGGACCAUACGGACGAGCAUCCAGGGCGGAUGUUUUUUGGAUGCAAGAAUUAUAAGCUUGGUUUCCCACAUCUUAUGAAAUGGUGGGACGAGGCUAUGAUGGAGGAGUUUCUACAACUCAAAUGGGCCGUCGACAACCCUCGUUUUGGCUUUCGCCAACCUGAAUCUGAAGAACGCGAAACCUUGCUUCGGACUGAGGCAGAGUUAACUGAUGUGAAGAACCAAGUUCUGAAGAUGAAGCGUUUAAGAAGAGUCGAGGUGACGACGGCGGUUACUCUAUUCGGGUUGAAACACUUAAUUUGGUUGUGCGUAUUGCAAAUCAUCGUAUUCCUAAUCAGAGACCUCUUACGUAGAACUCCAAAUAGACCUCAUACAGGCGAUUUCGUUGUCUCCGCCGAAUACACAACCGCCGUCUCCGCCGAUUACACAACCCGCUGUCUCCGCCGAUUACACAACCCGCUGUCUCCGCCGCUUACAGAACCCGCUGCCGCCGGUUUCCAGAUCUUCGUUGGCGUUAGGCGUUGGGAUUUCGCGAACAACAGGAUGUCAAAGCCGACAUUCCCCAGGAGAUUCUACACCAAAGGAGGCGAUCCGGACGCAGGGAAAAGCAUUUCCAGGUGUAGCAAGAACACCAAGCUCUUGAUAGUCUCCGAAAGCUCCUCACCGACGACGAAUGGAAUGAAAUCAGUGACUCCAGGAUUGGUUGUAUGCAAGAAGAAGUAUGAGAUAUGGAGCGCUGUGGGGGCAAAUCCGAUAAGAUUCUCAUUGCACGAGUUCUCAGCCAUCACCGGCCUCAACUGCGAGUAUGUUGAGAACCUAGAGACACCUGAUGCUCCAGCAACGGAUGCCGUGUGCGAGUUCUGGGAGAGGUUGGGUGUCAACGUCGAGGUAGGGCCUAGCAUUGACCAGCUGGCUGAAGCUUGUGAGUGGGCAGGCGAGUGGCCAAGGGAGGAUAAGCUUAGAUUGGGCUACCUAGCCAUAUACGCAGGCUUCAUUCAAGCCCGUAGAUCCGCUGCCGAGACACCUGUCAAGCUAGCUAGGCUUGUGUUGGAUUUGGAGAAGUUUGAGGAAUACCCGUGGGGCCGAGUUUGUUUCUUGCAGCUCAUCAAGUCCAUUAAAGGAGUGGAUUUGGAGAAGUCGGGUUAUGUGCUGGAGGGUUUCAUCGAGGUUCUCCAAAUUUGGGCUUUUGAGAGCAUGCCGAAUUUUGCAGAGAAAUACGGUGCUCCUCUGCCAUCUAAACCAUCACCACCGCUCCUUGCGUACAAGGGUAUUCAAGGCAAAAGGUACAUCGCGGAGGCAAUGCUGAAGCAGGUUGUUUUUAAAAACUGUGAGCUAGUCGAUAGGGAAGAAGUUUAUCCACGCUGGGAUGAUGAUGUAGAAGAUUUGUACGUCGACAACAUCAUCAAGGCAAUCUACGGGGAGUUAGGUGGUCGGUGGAGGUGGAAGCCAAGCGACUGGGACGAGGAAGGUGUCUUGGUCUCCAAUCACCCGCGAGUGGACGUGAAGCCUCCAAUAAAAGUGGAGGCUAGUUUCACAGAUUCGAAGAAGAGACCUCGUCCUACUCCUCCAUCGAACUAUGAUGAUAUCGAGGAGACGAUGCAGAGGUUGAUUUCUGACUGCACCCGGACCUUGUCUGCUGAUCUGAAGGCAGGGUUCCAGAGUAUGACCGGCAACUAG